Messenger RNA from Loxodonta africana (African savanna elephant), 12180 nucleotides. It is a transcript of the gene FANCL, whose product is annotated as FA complementation group L. Bases 100 to 1218 code for a protein of 372 amino acids. Gene Ontology annotation, biological process: protein monoubiquitination; interstrand cross-link repair. The record is from RefSeq and is a predicted model, not a curated record. Gene Ontology annotation, cellular component: Fanconi anaemia nuclear complex; nucleus. The transcript is spliced from 14 exons. Gene Ontology annotation, molecular function: ubiquitin protein ligase activity. Lineage: Eukaryota; Metazoa; Chordata; Mammalia; Proboscidea; Elephantidae.
CCGCCUCGGGAACGCGGGCGGCAGCGGGACUGCGCAUGUGCGAGGUCUGGUCCGGCUUCCAAGCCGCCUGCGGCCCGCGGACGCCGAGCUCUGGCGGUGAUGGACACGAGCCUGCUGCGCCAGUGCCCGUUGCUUCUGCCCCAGAACCGGGAGAAAACCGUCUAUGAGGGAUUCAUUUCGGCUCAGGGAAGAGACUUCCACCUUAAAAUAUUGUUGCCUGAAGAUUUGCAGAUGAAGAAUGCAAGAUUACUGUGUAGUUGGCAGCUGAAAACAAUACUGAAUGGAUACCAUCAAAUCGUACAACAGAGAAUGCAACACUCUCCUGAUCUGGUGAGCUUUAUGAUGGAAUUGAAGAUGGUUUUGGAAGUUGCUUUAAAGAAUAAACAGGAGCUUCAUGGACCACCCCCUCCUCCCCAGUUCUACUCACGCCUUAUUCAAGAGCUAGGAGCACUCGGUUGGGACAAAGUCGUGUAUGUGGACCCUUGCUUCAACACCUUCAAGUUAAAAGCCAAAGAUGCCUCUGGGAGAGAGCACCUUAUCGCUGUCAAGUUGAAGGCAAAGUAUCCGGCAGAAUCCCCAGAUUGUUUUGUGGAUUUUCCUGUCCCAUUUCCUGUUUCUUGGACAUCACAGAGCUCUUUAAAAAGCAUCCAUAGUCAGUUUUUGGCAGCACUGGACUCACUGAAGGCAUUCUGGGAUAUUAUGGAUGAAAUUGAUGAGAAGACCUGGGUACUUGAGCCAGAAAAACCUACGAGGAGUGCCACAACUCGCAGGAUUGCAUUAGGAAAUAAUACUUCAAUAAAUAUAGAGGUAGACCCCAGGCACCCCACUAUGCUUCCUGAGUGCCGCUUUCUCGGAGCCGACCAUGUGGUAAAGCCUCUGGGACUAAAACUAAGCAGGAAUAUACAUUUGUGGGAUCCAGAAAAUACUCUGUUACAAAACUUGAAAGAUGUCUUAGAAAUUGAUUUUCCAGCUCGUGGUGUCCUGGAAAAAUCUGAUUUCACUAUGGAUUGUGGAAUUUGCUAUGCUUAUCAACUUGAUGGUGCAAUUCCUGACCAAGUGUGUGAUAAUCCCCAGUGUGGACAGCCUUUCCAUCAGCUAUGCUUAUACGAGUGGUUGAGAGGACUGCUGACCAGUAGACAGAGUUUCAACAUCAUAUUUGGUGAAUGUCCAUAUUGUAGUAAGCCAAUUACGCUGAAAAUGUCUGGAAGGAAGCCCUGAAAUAAGAAUGCAACAUUUUUGUGAAGAAAUGGAAUCUUUGAAAAUUACCAAAAGGAUUUUUAUUUGAGAUCUUCAGAGAAAAUAUAAAGCAAGAAAUAUUAACAUCAAAAGGAAAAGUAUGAGUAAGCUGUAAAAAUACACACCUGUCUUUGUCUCUUCACUAAGGGUAAACUGGGACAUUGCAGGCCAAAGUCCUAGAGAACUUUCUAACUCUGUGACCCCUGUGCCAACAUCGUCUGUAUACCAAUCUGGAGACCUUGAUUUGUUGUGUAUGUCUGGACUGGUAAAAUCUUGAUGGUACUCAUAAAAUGGAUUUGGGGGUUGUAUACAGCUAGAUUUUUGCAGGGAACUUUUUACUUCAUUCAGGUAUUCUUGAGGCUCAUAUUUUUGUCUUCUCCGUGUAGUUUCCUAUGAAAGAAUACAUGUAGAGUUUGUUGAGUUGUCCAGGUUUUUAUUUUAUGUACUCUAUGAAAAUGCUACAUAAAACUUCUUAUAUGGCAUGAUCAAGGUUUUCUGCAUUUUUUAAUUUUUCCUGGUAAAUUAGUUUUUUAGGUAGAAAAUCCUGGAUUUUAGAGUUUUAUAAAGCACUUACUGGCAUCCAGCAACCAAACCUGGUUGGUCUUACUGGUUCUUUUAAACCAUGUGAGCUAGGUCAUCUCUUAAGUAAUUUAUAAUGUGAAUAAGAUUUUAGCGAUAAAAAUGAUAUACAUCUAACUGCAUAUUUUGGAAAGUGUUUCUUCUAGUUGGCUUUACAUUGUGUACAUAUUUUUUAAUCUAAAAAUAGGAUAGAAUAUUGAAAACUGGCAUUUCUUGGCAAGAUAAAAAACUGGGCUUAAUCUUUAUGGGAGUAAGUCAUUUUUAUAGAAAGCUUUUGGUUAUCUGUCGUUAGAAUAGUGACUCUCAGUUUUUGCGAACUGCGGAAACUCAUUGUUUCUGCUCUGUGUUAGGAAUAGGACGAGGCUGCCACAGCCAGAGGAACUGCCCCGGGGGGCAUAUUGUGACAGACCUUUUGGAAAGCUAUAGGUACAAAUCGAUCACUAUAGACGUUGACAUAAAACAGGUUACUGAAAAUGGCCAAAAAAGUGGAAACCACCAAGACAUGAGGGUGAAUGGAUAAACGCUGCUACAUCCAUACAGUGGAGAUUAUUCAGCAAUAAAAAGAAAUGAGCCAUCAAGCCAUGAAAAGACCUGGAGGAACUUAAAUGUGUGACAUUGUGGAAAAAGCAGAACUACAGAGACAGUGUAAAUAUCAGUGGCUGUCAGGGGUCUGGGGGAGAGGGAUGGACAGUUGGAGCACAGAGCAUCUUUAGGGCAGUGAAACGAUCAUGUAUGACACUGAGAUGGUGGACACACGACGUCACGCAUUUGUGAGAACCCACAGGACUGUGCAGCACAGAGGGAGCCCUGAUGUAAACCGAAACACCAAACCAGCCGCUGUCCAGUCAGUUCUGACCCCGGCGACCCCACGUGUGUCGGAGUAGACCUGCGCUCCAGAGUGUUCGCAGUGGCUGAUUUUUCCGAACUAGAUUGCCAGGCCUUUCUUCUGAGGUGCCUCUGGGUGGACUUGAACUUUCAACCACUCAGCAGUGAGCACUUUAACCGUUUGUACCGCCUGGGGACUCCCAUCUAAACUAUGGACUUUAGUUAAUAAUAACAACCAUGCAUUCAUCAAUUGUAAGACAUACACCACACUUAAUGGAGGACGUUAACAGGAGAGACUGCGGGGGAAGACAGGUAUAUGGGAACUCUGCACUUUCUGCCCAAUUUUUAUGUAAACCUAAGAAUCUUUUUUUUAAAUUACCACACCUAUUUUUUUUUUUUUUUUAUGAGACAUAGGAAAAUGUUAUCUACAACCAGAAGAAAAGUAUUCUAUCCAUGACCAAUAGAAACAGACUUAGAGAAGACCCAGGCGGUAUAUUAACAGACAAGGACAAUAAAACAUAUACAUAGAUAUGUUCAAGGCCUUAAAAGCAAAGUUGAACAUAAUUAGUGAACUGACAGUAGAAUAUCAGCAGAGAAAUGAAAAAUCCACUGGAGACAAUGUACAGCUGAUUUAACACCACUGAAAAAGAUCCAUCAACCACCUUGAGGCCAGGCAAAAGAAAAUAUCCAGACUGAAACACAACAAGACAAAGACUGAUUUGAAAAACGAACAGAGCCUCAGUUACUGAAAACCAGGAUAAAGCAUCCUAACCUGCGUCUCUGGAGUCUCAGGAGAAAUGGGAAGGAUUAAGGGAUGGAACAAAUUGAGAAGAUGGAGUCAGUGCAUUCUUCCUUAUUCUUCCUGCUAACUACAACUAAAAACUCUCAACAAAAGCAACUAUCAGCUCACUCUGAGAGUUGAUGUAGAGAAGGUAAACUGAGGUCGUCAGGACUAAGGGAUGAUCCAGCUGUGAAAACCUCCCCCCCUGCCCUUUUUUUUCUGGGGCCUCCUAUGUAUUCUGGCUUGGGUCAUAAGGUAGCCUACAGUCUGGAAAUACCAGUAUGCACAGGUAAAAGGUUCAAUGAAAGCCUGCUUUCUCUAACCAGAGGACCAAGGAGAAGACAGCGCUACAGGACAGAAGUCUUGACUAUACGUGCUGUACCCCAGAUGCUGUGGAAAUUGUAGGGUGAAGCCCAGUCGACCAGCACCAGCCUGCACGAACCAAGCAGCUCUCCUGCACCUUCCCCCUGGGCACCGUGGAGACUGGGGCAGAGUCCUGUUGACCACCUCCACACUAACAAGGUGGCACUCACCCCACUGAGCGUUGUGGAGAUAGACGGAGUCCUGUCAGCCAUUCCCACCCGACACUAUUGAGGCCACGUCUCUCUCACUCCCCAUAUGGAGACGGGAGGGCAGAGCCGAGGCCCUCCUCCUCAGCAGGCAGUGUGGAGACUGCGGUAGAGCCCCGUCAGCCAUCCCACCUGCAGUAAACAAACAUCGGCAGAGAGAAAACGUUCUGCUUCCUCAGUGGCUGGAGAGAAUGUGGGGAGAAUUGCUGCUGAGAAGCCCUGUUGUGCAAUAAAGGAGUGAAAGAACAUCAGAGAGGCACCCCGCACCCUCCCAACUAGAAAACCGUGUUGUCAAUAGUCAGUUUCACUACUGGACAGAAAAUCAGCAAAGAUAUGAAGAACAGAAUAACACCAGACACCAGUGGGAGGUAACUGAUACUUACGGGGUACUCCACCCCAAAACCAGAGAAUACGUGUUCUUUUCAAGUGCAAUUGGGAUAUUCGCCAAGAUAGACCAAAUGCUGGGGGCAUAAAACAAACCGUAACAAAUUUAAAACAAAACUGUACAAAGUAUGUUCUCAGACCAUAAUAAAAUUAAAGUAGAAAUCAGUAACAGGAAGAUAACAGAAAUGUCUUCGAACCCUUGAAAAUAGUUCUAAGUGAACCAGGAGUCAAAAAAAAAAAAAUCUGAAGGAAAAGUAUAAAAUAUUUUGAACUGAGUGAAAUGAAAUACAACAUAUCAAAACAGGUUAGGAAACUCAUUGCCAUCAAGUCAACUCCAACUCCUACUGACUGUGGGCCGGAGCAGCACUGCGCGCAGGGUUUCCGAGGCUGUGAGUCUCGACGGAAGCAGGCUGCCACGUCUUUCUCCCGGGUGGCUGCUGGUAGGUUUGAACUGCCAGCCCUUGGGUUAGCAGCAGAACACUCAAACCACUGCGCCCUCAGGGCUCCUUAAAUGCUUAUAUUAGAAAAAAAGAGAGGGCAAAUCAAUUGCUUAACUUUCCACCUAAACUAGAAAGAGAAGAAAACAAACCCAGAUCAAGCUGAAGGAAGGAAACCAAAGGAAAAUCUCCAAAUACUGGAAAAUCUAAUACCACACUUCUGAGUGGGUCAAAGAGGAAGACUCAAAGGCAAAUAAGAAAAUUUAUUGAACUGAACAAAACUGAAAAUACAACGUAUUAAAAUGCCAGAUAUGCCUAAUGCGGUGCUUAGAGGGAAAUCUAUAAUGUGAAAUAUUUAUUUAGUAAAGAAGAAAAGUCUGAAAUCAGUAAUCUAAAUUUUACCUCCAGAGCUAGAAAGAGAAAAAUAAAUCCAAAGCAAGCAGAAAGAUGGAAUAAAGUGCAGAAAUCAAUGAAAUUGACAAUAUAAAAAUACCAACCUAACAAAAAACUUGGUUCUGUGAAAAGACCAAUAAAAUAAAAAAAAACCUCUAGCAAGACAAAAAAGAGAAAACGCAAACUAUUAAUAUAGGAAUGAAUCAGACCUCACUACAGACCCAACAGACAUUUAAGUGUUUAAAUAAGAGAAUACUAUGAACAAUUCUAAGCCCAUAAAUUUGACAACUUAGAUGAAAUGCACCAAUUUCUAGAAACCUACAAGUUACCAAAACUAACACAAGGUGAAAGAUAUCAGGGUUUGGUAAAGUGUUCUGCAGGCCAAAUCUAGCCCACCACCUAAGAAAUGGUUUCUAUACUUCUUAACACGUUAGGAAAAAAAUCAGAUAGUUCAUAACACUUAAAAAUCAAAUUUUAGUGCCAUAAAUAAGUUGUGCUGGAACUCAGCCAGACUCAUUUGUUGAUGUAGGGCUGCUUUCCUGCUAUGGUGCAGAGCUGAAUAGCUGUGACAGAGGCUGUAUGGCCUGCAAAGCCUAGAUAUUUACUGUCUGGCGCUUAGCAGAAAAGGAUGUCCACUCCUGAAAUAGAUAAUCUGAAUAGCCUUGUUGAAGAAACUGAAUUCAUAGUUAAAAACUUCCUGGGGGGGGGGGGGAUACCCAGGUUCAAAUGUUUCACUGGUGAGUUCUGAUAUUUACUGUAGAAAUAAUACCAAUUCUGCACAUUUUCCUUCAGAAAAAUAGAAUUGGGAGGAAGACUUCCCAAGUCAUUAGAGAAGGCCAGCGUUACCUUGAUAUCAAAACCAGGCAAAGACAGUGGAAAAAAGAGAAAACGAUAGACUGACAGCCCUCAUGUACACAAAUGCGAAAGUCCUCAACGAAAUACUAAUGAACUCAGCAAUGUAUAAAAGUAAUAAUACGCCAUGACCAAGUGGGGCUGAUCUGAGGAGUGUAAGAGUGUUUUGGUAUUCAAAACUGAAUGUCAUCUACCAUCUUAGUCUAAACAAGAAAAGCCACGUGAUCACAUCAGUUAAUACAGAAAAGCAUUUGACAAAAUUGAACACUCAUUGACGCUGGAAGCUCUCACUACACUAGAAACAGAAGGGACGCUUCCUCAGCUUGAUUGAUAGAGAACAUUUACAAAAGUUUUACAGUUAACAUAAUACUAAAUAAUGAAAGGCUGAACGUUUUCCCAAGAUCAGGAACAAGGCAAGAGUGUCUACUCUUAUCACUCCUAUUAAUAUAGUACUGGAAAUCCUGGUCAGUGUAAUAGGGCAAGAAAAAGAAAUAAAAAGGCAACACAUAUUGGAAUAAAUAAGACUUCCCCUGAUUGAAUAAAUAAAGCUUUUCCUAGUUGCAGAUAUUUUCUAUGUAGAAAAUCCCAAGGUAUCUUUAAAAAAAAACCAAACUCUACAACUAAGAAAUGAGUUUUACAUGUUGCAAGAUACAAGGUCAACACUUAAAACUUUUUAUUCUGUCAGCAAUUGGAAACCAAAAUUAAAAACAAAAACACCAUUUUUAAUAGCUCCAAAAAACCAAGUAGUAGCCCACCAGUAUACCCACCCGUAAGUAGUAUCAAUCCACAAAACAUGCUGAAACCUGUAGAACUGCAGUGAAAAUACCUAAACCGCCGACCUUCUGGUUAGCAGCCAAGCUCCUAACCACUGGGCCACCAGAUAACACGUCACAGGUGGCACACAAAAUCGAAGUGCACUUCAUUACAUUCUUAGGAUAAAGAAAGAAGGCAGAUCCGUGGGCAGACGUGCUUACCACCAUCCUGUCUGGUAACUGGUGUCGGCUGCCUUGAUUUUAUCACCUACUGGGUAGGAUAUUUUCUGUCCUAUUCUUUUAACAAAACCAUAUAACCUUGGCCCUCAGGAGAAAAGAAAACAUCUUUAUUCCCAAAGGGCAUUAAGGGGAAAAACAAAAACAAAACCCUCUCACCUGAGUAGUUCGGUUGUUCAUCAACCCACCCAGCUUCUCCUCAUCUUGCUCCUGUUUCCUUCUUGCACGGGACUCAGCACUUUUCUCACUGGGAGCUUUCUUCUCCAUCAACCUAUUUUGCAUCUGAUUUGUUACAACUUUCUGUGAAUCAGCCUGUUGAUUUAAAAAAAAAAAAAAAAUCCCCGUUGCUGUAGAUUCUGACUCACAGUGACCCUAUAGAACAAGGUAGAACUGCCCCAUAGGAUUUCCAAGGAAGGCUUGGUGGAUUCAAACUGUCGACCUGUUGGUUAGCAGCUGAGCUCUCAACCACUGUGCCUAGGUAGUUGAUAGAGAGCAACAAAAAUACACAGUAUUGAGACUGUGUUGGCAUCUCCUGUCUGGAGAGGGGAUGGGAGGAUAGAGAGAGUUGGAAGCUGGCAAAAUUGUCACGAAAGGAGAGACUGGAAGGGCUGACUCAUUAGGGGGAGAGCAAGUGGGAGUACAGAGUAAGGUGUGUAUAAACUUAUAUGUGACAGUGUGACUUGAUUUGUAAACGUUCACUUGAAGCUCAAUAAAAGUUAAAAAAAAAUACACAGUGAAAACUUUGGACGCUAGUAAAAAAAAAUGUAUUCGCGUAUGGAUUCUUGAAAAUUCUAAACUUGCCAAACUUUGAAAAAGAAAAGAAGAAAGCAACAGAUGGACAGCGGAGAAAAAAAACUAUCCUAGUUGGCAGGACCCAGACCCUGUCUCGUCAGUACGGUGAGACCAGUGAAUAUCAGUGUCCCUGUGAGGCACUCUAGAAAUUUUCUCUGAAGAGACUUGCUUAUUGAAAACGGCAUUUUUACAGAAAAAACUCACAUUUUAAAACCACCCAUGAGUUCCUGAUUGGCCUUUGCUACAAGUGGAUCCAGUACAUCUCUGUGGUUUAAAUUCUUAUUAAAAUACGAGUUGUCUGUCACCGAAGUGAGCUACAUUAAUAUGAAAGUAUAGAAGGAGCGUGCGGUGUUGUGUACUUUUUUAUGCAGGUAACUUAAGCUUUGAGCAAGACGAGUGACAGUUGCUAUCACCUGAUGCCCUGUCCCAGUACCAGGGGUUAUGUUCUACAACAGGCUUGAUGACUCUGCGAUUUCUGUUUCACAUCAGGGAGACAUCUGGGGGACGACUCACUCUCCAGAACCUUGAAGUAGACACGGACAUGGAAGGGGGGUUCCACAACACAGGCUGGGAGACCGAGAGCCAUGGAGAAGGUCCUUAUGUGAAAUACUUGCUCAGGCCGCUUCGUGUUUACAGCAGCUGAGUGUGUCAUCGCUUUUUUUCAUGGGUUAAAUAGGGGGCAGACGAUAGGAACCCACAGGAGGAAAUAAUGGAGUAGCCAGUGCCAACACUGAAUGAAUUACAUUGGCUGGGAGAGCAGGGCCUUAAUUUGUAGUCUCUCAGUUUUUAGCUACUGUUGCCAACUGGUUCACUCCUUCCUCCCCUUUGGAACAACAUGCUGGUGUUUUGUGGCUAGGUCUAAGUUGUCACAGCACCAUUCUUCACGCCCUGCUUCUCCCAAGGUCCCGGCUAUCAAAAGAUGGCAAAACCAGUGCCUUUCAGUAACCUGCAAAUUGGACACGCUUCCUAAUCACUCAGAGGUCCUUCAUUUCCACCAUCCAGCCUUCCCAAACAACUGGGAAAAUUUGUGUGUCACCAGCUCCUGAGCCGCUCUUCCACCAUGGCCACACUGGUAAUACAUGAACAUCACACCGCUCGUGUGGAACAAAGGGGUUCGCAAGACUACAACACACUGUUUUAGCCUAUUAAAAAACCGGCUUACCGAUCAUUGUGAAAAUGUGUUCUACAAUAGAAAGAUUAGUUGAGAUAUUUAUUUGGGUUUUUAAGUGCCUCCUAUAUGCUAGACACUUUUGAUGAACACAGUUUUUGCCACAGGAGCCUCUGAUACACAAACAAACAAAAAAAAAACCCAAACCCGUUGCCAUUGAGUCGAUUCCGACUCAUAGCAACCCUACAGGACAGACUCGAACUGCCCCAUAGAGUUUCCAGGGAGCGCCAGGUAGAUUUGAACUGCCCACCUUUUGGUUAGCAUCCUUACCACUUAACCACUUCCCCAGCAGGGUUUCUGAUAUACAGAUAGAAACUGCGGCAUGAAGUAUUCAGCCCUCUGUGCAGCUUUCUGGAAGAGAGAUGCCUCCAGGCUCUGCUGUCCGUUGGCUGGGUGGUUAAGUGCAGCUGCCGUGGGUUCUUCUAGCUAAUCAGUAAAACGAUAUCCAGUGUAUGGAAAAUUUCUAGGGAAACUUUUUAAAUGGUUAAGAAAGAAUAAAGUGGGAUGAUGAGGUUUAAUUCUUAGCUGUGUACCGAGUAAAGCUUUCUAUUUCUCAAGGAUAAUAAAAGGAAAUAGAAAACACCCUGGGCGUCGCACACGAUCAGAUAGGAUACUCUCCAGCUGUGGUCUGUCCCAGAAAGUGGCCGUUAAAAUGAGGUGCUCUUCAUUUAACUUUCCAUGGGUACUUACUGCUGUUCCGCAAAACCAGGGAUACUUUUGGGCUUCUCAAAAUCCCUAAGCUGAAGGUAUGCAUUUAACGGAGAAUUUGUGCUUUACUUUUCUCAUGUACAAAAAAUAACUGAAUGACAAGUUUCAUAGGAUUAUUUUGAACACUAAAGUUCAAGAAACAAUUUUGUAAACUUUUAAGUGCUCUACAGAGAUGACUACUUCCAACGACAAUAUAUUCCCCUCUGGAUUUGUUGGGGGAACCUGCGAUUUAGAGUGAAUGAGGGAAGAAACUUCUACUGUCUGACGUGUCGGGUAGCGUGAACUUUGUAGCCCUGACCUACAGCUGCUACUCCGCACUCAGGAAGCGUGGGUGGCUCGUUGUACCCAUGCCUGCACCAUUACAAUAUGCGUUCAGGUGCCGCGGGACAGGGGAUACUGGACGUGUUGUACAUUCUACUUUGGUGAGUGGUGUCUGGGGUCUUAAACGCUUAUAAGUGGCCGUCUAGGAUACUCCACUGGUUUCACCCUGUUUGGAGCAAAGGAAAACAAAGAAAAUCAAAGAUGCAAGGGAAGGAUUAGUCCGGAGGACUAAUGGCCCACAACUCCCACAGCCUCCAGCAGACCGUGUCCAGCACAGCUAGAUGGUACCCGGCUCCCACCACCAACUGCCCGGACAGGGAUCACAGUAGAGGGCCCGGACAGAGCUGGAGAAAAACGGAGAACAAAAUUCUAACCAAAAAAGAAAGAAAGAUCUGACUUACGGGUCUGACAAAGACCGGAGAAACCCCAAGAGUAUGGCCCCCAAACACUCUUGAACACCAGCCCAGGGGCGAGGACGAGAAGCCGGAAGGAAAGCUGGCCAUGGGGAGCCCGAGGUCGAGAAGGGAAGAGUGUUGGCAUGGUGUGGGGUCGUUAACCAAUGUCACAAAACAAUGUGUCUAUUAACUGUUUGAUGAGAAGCAAGUUUGCUCUGUGAACCUUUAUCCAGAGUACAGUUUUUUUAAAAGGAGGUACUGGUAGACUGCUAACGGGACCCACUGCUUCUUGAAGGGGAACUAACUCGGAGGAUGAGCUGGGACCUUCAGUACUGCUGGUUUCCCGGUCUGGCAAUUCUGCAGCUUUAGUUCACGUCCAAAUAAGCAUUCUUAGUGAAAAAGGUCCCCUUCGGUGGAUUUUGGAGGCUGAAUCCCUGAGAUUGGCAUAAAUAGUCUGGGGCACUGUGGUGACAGAUUGUCCUCAGUAGCUCCCGGAACUACUAGGGAGUGCUGUCAGCUGUGCACACCGUCGUCUGGUUGAGGCAAACACCCAGAAAGAUCUGCUCUUAAGGAAAAAGUAUCAGUGUCUCCAAAAUCUUAACAACAAUUCAUUUCUAAUUUGACUCGACUAACAGUGUUUGAGGACUUGAAGAGGAAAGCCCAGUCUAUGGAGAUAACUCUUUUCCAAAAAGAGGCUGUAAGUUUGCCGAGAUCCUCAGCGUGUGCUAUUUUCGAACACCUAAUGGAAACGUAUUUUUGUUAAAAACACACAAUUUAAAAGGCACAACUACUUAUACUGAGGGAAAUAACUUUUUUUUUAAUUAAACACACUCAUAAAAAAAAAAUUUUUUUUUUUUUAUAGAGACAUAUUAUUCAUAUCUGCAUACUUUUUCUGGUUCCAUGACUUGAAGUACUUUUGUCCAAAAGAGUACAGAUCUGAAGUUCGUCCACUAUUCAGACAAUCAGAGUGAUCCGCGUAUAGCGAGUGCAUCAAGAGCUGAUGAGUUUUAGUUUCUUACGAGGGAAUUCGGAAACCCUGGUGGCGCAGUGGUUAAGUGCUAUGGCUGCCAACCAAGAGGUCAGCAGUUCGAAUCCGCCAGACACUCCUUGGAAACCCUGUGGGGCAGUUCUACUCUGUCCUGUAGGGUCACCAUGAGUCAGGAUUGACUUGACGGCAGUAGGUUUUUUAGUGGAUGAGGGAAUUGUGUCUGACUAACAUGAGAGGAGUUUGGGGCCAUGUGACUGAUAUUUGUUUUGGUCUUUAAUGAUUCCUGUAACACAAGCAAUCCAGUGUGGAAAGUGCCCUGUAUUUGCAUCAUUCAGGGAAACUGAGGCCAGGGCAGUUGAUUUUGCUGUACCUCGCCCUGGAACAUUUUCAAGCUUGGUUUUUGCAGCCUUCAAAGUAAAAAAUCAAAUGCUUAAGCUUUAGAGGCAUGUGGCAAACCUAUGCUUUAUACUACGGUUAUUAAAUGUAUUUGUGUACUUAAAAUAUUAGAGAAAUAAUGCCAUUGUCAAAUAGAUACGAAUCUGCUGUGAAAUCCAUCCUCAGGUCAUCUCACUGCUUGUGCCCCCAGGCCGAUCACAUCGUUAGCAGAAAUCAGCCACGGUCUUAAGAAUGCAUAUUAUUCUUAGUGCUUUCUUUUUACUCAUAAGCAAAGUGCUCUCAUCAAAAAAAAAAAAGGAAUAAAAUACUUUUGAUGGAGGCUCUCUGGAAAAAAAUGUUUUAUGUUCUGUUGUCUGCAUAUAAAAAU